Messenger RNA from Colletotrichum fioriniae, 1290 nucleotides. Lineage: Eukaryota; Fungi; Ascomycota; Sordariomycetes; Glomerellales; Glomerellaceae. The record is from RefSeq and is a predicted model, not a curated record.
AUGCUAGGACUGAGCGCAUUGUACUACUCUUUCCGUUACCGUCUCUGGUCUGUCACGAUCUCUCAAAGCCUCGCCAUCGUGUGCGGGAUACUCACUUCCCUUGUUUCCAUCAUCUUCACGGUCGAAGUCAUACCGGGGUCGACACCAACUCAAUUUCAACAAAAGACUUGGUUUCAGAUACGAAAUGACAGCGUUGAGUACGACGAAGCCUACAAAGCGAAACAACAAAUCUUCAAUGGUCUUUGGACUCGUCCGGAAGAAGGCAACGUGACUUGGCCGGAAAACACAUUCGACAGUCUUUUGUUCCACGAUUUCGAAAGCCUCGACAGCCUCGACCCGUCCAAAAACCUUUCAGUCGCAAUCACAACACCCGCGACCAAGGUCGAGUCGCAGUGCACGCAACUCAGCGAGGAUACAUACGACAUCAGCCAUCAUAACUCUACCUUGAAAAACGGAACGGUAGCGUACUAUUUCGCCGCCAUACUCGUCGACUUUGAGUGUCCUGGACAAAACAAAUCCGAAAGCAUCAAAAAAGACUUCACGAUCGGUAAACCUGACCCAGCCGAUCCGUUGAAAAGCAUGUACUUUGCAGGCAUGCUCUGGACGCAAUCAGACCCAACUUCAAUUGGCUGCGGGCUCCCGGACGAGUCGGCAACCUCAAACUCGAGGACGGAGUUAUACUCUACAUUUAUUUGGGGAGAGUUUGACCCGGUUCGAAACGACUUCUCCUUUGCUGCCGUUUGGAAUUGCAAAUACUCUUGGGUCGAAGUCGAUACGGAAACCAAUCUGGUCUUCUCCGACGGCCGUCUUGCCAUCGACCCGGAGAACCCCCCACGACCAGAUAUGGCGUCCAUGAGGCCCCUGGACCCCACGCUUGAUCUGAACACUUGGUUUUCUAUGUACCCAGAGGUCGAUCUCGGCGGCACAAGAGAUCAUUUCAAAGGGGUGGAGGGCCCCUUCCGACCAUUGAUCAAACCGUAUGGGACGAUGAAUAUGUCGGCUCUCGGAGCCGAGGGACAGCAGGCAGACGUGAUGCAAAACUUGUAUCACAACUACGCUCUCAGCUCAGCGCAACUCGCCAACGUCGUGAACCGCAAACCCAUCACCGCCGAAAGCGGUCCCUCGCCGGCCCGUGUUGUGGAGGCGACCGUGUACGAUAAUGGCCGCCGUCGGCUCGUACAGAACCCGACCAUUACGUACGUCGUGCAUCGCCUCGGUGGCCAGCUUGCUUCGGAACUCGAAUACGGCGGCGCAUUUGCCGCCUGGUUCGGAAAUGAUGUCGUCGAAUGA